Salvia miltiorrhiza (redroot sage) is the source of this 2634-nucleotide messenger RNA. RefSeq names its product protein arginine N-methyltransferase 1.6. Bases 112 to 2331 code for a protein of 739 amino acids. The transcript is spliced from 14 exons. Gene Ontology annotation, molecular function: protein-arginine omega-N monomethyltransferase activity. NCBI's taxonomy places the organism in Eukaryota, Viridiplantae, Streptophyta, Magnoliopsida, Lamiales, Lamiaceae. The record is from RefSeq and is a predicted model, not a curated record. Gene Ontology annotation, biological process: peptidyl-arginine methylation.
CAAUAUAUAUUUCAUCUUUCUUUCAAAAAAAAAAAACAUUAAUCCCCUUCAAAAAUACUCGUAAUUAAUAAUUUUCACACAAACUUUGUAAAAUCCCAAUUAUGGUAUGUGAUGCUAUCCGUCGUCCUUAAACCCCUAAUCUUUACAUUUCCCCGCAGCUCCGCCGCAUCCAGAGGCAUGAGCUCCUCCGCCGCCGCCUGCGGCUUGGCCCAGCGAAUCUUUCAGCUCAAAACCGACCCACUCACCGGAAAAUCGGAGUGGGUAGUUAUCGAGGAGGAAGACGAAGAAGACAAUGGACUCCAAACAACCCCAAAAGCACUUCUUGCUACGACGUCGUAUCUCGACAUGCUCAACGAUUCCCGCCGCAAUGCCGCCUACCGUCUCGCCAUCGAUAAGACCGUCAAUACACCCUGCCACGUUCUUGACAUUGGAGCAGGGACAGGAUUGCUGUCGAUGAUGGCAGCUCGAGCUAUGGGACUUUCUGAUUCAAAUGGGAGCUCUAGCUCUAAAGGGAUGGUGACAGCUUGCGAGUCAUACCUUCCCAUGGUUAAGUUAAUGAGAAAGGUUCUCCGAGCCAACGGCAUGGAUGGGAAAAUUCGUCUCAUAAAUAAGAGGUCGGAUGAGUUGGAAGUUGGCUUGGAUAUCCCAUCACGUGCUGAUAUUCUUGUCAGCGAGAUCCUAGAUUCCGAAUUAUUGGGUGAAGGGCUAAUUCCUACUUUGCAACAUGCACAUGACAAGUUAUUGGUAGAAAAUCCACAAACUGUGCCUUACCGAGCAACUACUUACGGCCAGCUGGUUGAGUGCACAUAUUUACGGGAGAUGCAUGAUUUAGUUCAAAGAGAGGCAGAAGCAUCAGAUGGCAUUCAUCUUCUUCCAAGUGGUAUGGCCGACCUUUUAGUGGUCAAAAAGCAACAGUUUGCAAUGCAUUGUAAUGCAAUUAAAGAUGAAAUCAAACUGCUUUCGGAGCCGUUCAAAGUUUUUGAUUUUGACUUUUGGAGGAGGCCAGAUAGUUUUCGUGAAGCUGACCUGCACAUAAAGGCUACGAGUGAUGGUACAGUUCAUGCUAUCAUCUCAUGGUGGUUGCUUCAGCUUGAUAGUGAAGGAACAAUAUUCUAUUCUACGGCGCCGAACUGGGUACCAUCUCCUUCUGAUGUGAAACAGUUGAAAACAUCCUUCCUUAAUUCUGGAGGUUGGUGUGAUCAUUGGAAACAAAGUGUUUGGUUCAUCCCGAGGUCAGGUCUGCCUGUAUUGAAAGACAAAGAGGUCCGGGUACAUGCUGCUCAUACUGAAACCAGCAUCUCAUAUAAUUUCAAGACUUCAUGCGAUAAGAAAGAAGAUGCAAAUGUUGACCUCCAUACUCGAGAUUGUCAGAUUGUUCUGUUGCCGGAAAGAAUUUCUUUGUAUGGAGAUUGUGUCUGGAGAGAUUUGAUGCUCAAUGUUGUUAAGAAAGCUCUCCAUCAGAAAGUAGGUCCCUUAUGUUUAGUUGCAGAUGAUAGCAUCUUCUUGGCAGUUGCUGUUGCCCAUCUUUCCAAGACUUCACAAGUGAUGCCACUGUUCCCUGGUCUUGGAAAGAAGGGCAUGCAGUAUCUGCAAAAAGCUUCUGUAUCUAACAGCUACACCAUGGACCGUAUAGAGUUCCUCAAAAAGAAGGAUUUGCUAUCGAGUCUGCAAGGUUCCCUUCAGCGAAAGAUUGACUUAUUCAUUGCGGAGCCAUUCUAUUAUGGAAAUGACAAUGUCCUUCCCUGGCAAAAUCUGCGAUUUUGGAAGGAAAGAACUUUACUCGAUCCGGUUCUAUCUAAAGAUGUGCUCAUAAUGCCUUGUAGAGGGUUGUUGAAAGCUUGCGCAGUUUACCUUCCUGAUCUUUGGAAAAGCCGUUGUUGCCUGAAAAAGAUUGAAGGGUUUGAUAAUUCAGUAGUAAAUACCACACUGGGGGCAUGUGGAGGUCUACCGGCUACAGAAGACAGUCCUUUUCUGCCCUAUUUUAUUUGGCAGUGUGGUGAGACCAAGAUUCUCAGCAAAACGACCACUGUUUUGGAGUUUGAUUUCUCAAAACCAAUGAGCCCCUGUUCUGAAAAAACUAAGCUUCAAUUUGGAGAAUCUGGGACGUGCCAUGGCUUCGCCCUUUGGAUUGAUUGGGUCAUGGAUACAGAGAACAACACUGUUCUAUCAACGGGACCUGAUAAAAGACAUUGGAAACAAGCUGUGAAGCUUUUGAAUGAGCCAGUAGAGGUUGGGAAUGGCGACUUAUCCUCAACAGAAAUCGAAGCUUUCUUUGAUCCUUCAAAUGGUGAACUCAUUCUAAAACACGACUUUCUCAUGAAUCAAAGGUAGCCUGCGCUGUCUGCAUGUGUUGGCUUAGUGGUAGGAGGUUAAUGUCCAAGACCUGAGGUUCUGGGUUCGAGUCCUUCGUUGUGCGGUCUUUAAAUUUUCUUUAUUUACUUGUGUAAUUUAUCAAAAAAAAAAGGUAGCGUGACCGCUGGUUCUUGUAAGAGUUUCAAUCCUUGAUACGAUCCUUAUCUCUCCUUUGAGCAUGCAACACUAUUAACUGAAAGAGUCAACUUUGUCUGUACAAGACAUGUCGGAUUGCUGGAUUUGAUUGAAUAGUUUGAAAUUUAAUGACGAAUCAUUUUGUAA